AUGGUGAAUUGCUUGCCGCAGCAUGGUUCACCCGCCCACACGAAACUGAAGGCCAUCGCAAAUGCACCUUUGUUUGCAAACGAUGUGAAGCAGCUGUCUCCUAAUGCACAAACAUAUGGGUUGGAAUCAUUCCAUAACGUGCUGAAUGGAUUUGCACCCAAAUCGACAGCAUUCUCGUAUGAAGGCAUGGCUGCACGAACAAUGAUCGCCAUACUCCACUUUAACGAAAACAGUAGCCGCCUGCAAGCUGUCACGAACGAAGGGCAAGAGCAAUGGCACAUCAAAUCGCCAAAAGCCCAAAAAGGUGCAACCACUGUGUACCCCCGGAUGACCCCCGUGACUUUUGAGUAUGUGGACCGGCUACAUGAGGAAGUCCUGGAACGGUGCAAGACAUUUCCUACUUUCAAAGAGGCACUGGCCGAAAAGUCUCCAAAAGUUCCUCCGGCCUUUGGGAGCCCAGUACCAAGGCCAUCGAAGGAAGAACUGGUAUCUGCGCACAGAAGAAGGUUCGCCAAGCCGUCCCUUGAGGGAGACGGCUAGACAAGGAUGAACAUGUCUCUGAGUGUUUAUGUAGAGUGCGGUUUGGACAAAAGUGGAGCUUUCUGCCAAGCCAUGAAAAUCGUCUACAUGGAGCAAUGAGCACUCUUUUCCAAUGUUCGU
Molecule: messenger RNA, 660 nt
Organism: Ixodes scapularis (black-legged tick)
Lineage: Eukaryota; Metazoa; Arthropoda; Arachnida; Ixodida; Ixodidae
Exons: 4
Coding region: 1-540 (179 amino acids)
Source: RefSeq, a predicted model, not a curated record